Molecule: messenger RNA, 1038 nt
Organism: Geodia barretti
Lineage: Eukaryota; Metazoa; Porifera; Demospongiae; Tetractinellida; Geodiidae
Source: the annotation of a GenBank genome assembly
CGCCGCGGGUUAGGUGGCGCUGAAAAAAUAGUAGCCGCGGCUGGAAUUGUAUUAGUGCAGUUAGAGUGUGAGUGUGGAGUUUCCUAAACUAGGCUUGGCUAUUAAUAGGCAGCGAAGUGUGCAGUGACAGGCAAGUAGACCACCUACAGCCACUAUGAGUUUCCCACUACAAGUCCUGCUGCUAUUUCUGAUGAGCCCCAACACACUACCAGCUCUGCCUUCUCCACGAGGCCAGGUAGCAGUGACCCAACUCAUCCCAGACGGCUUCUCCUGCACCCAGGAAAUGCCCCGUCAGAUGGACAUCUACAGCAUGCCCCCCAAUUCAAACCUAAUCAAGGUGGACCUCAUCCACGUGCUCUGUGGUCAGAUCUACAGCAGUGGGAGCUCCAGUAGAAUCAGAGUCGGUGGGUUCCACGCAAGACCGGGGAACCAGGACCCGCAAUCAGCAACAACUGCCAACUCCACACUCCAAAGACCAGCUCCCAAUGAAUACGGGUAUUCAGUGUACAAGUACCCGUAUGUGUACGACUCCCGACGAGAUAUGUUUAUCGCCAAGAACACUGGUACCAUUAGCAGUAUGUGGCCCACUGUACUCAGUAUGGAGGAGAUCACUGAGAUCAUCACCAGACUCGUCUACCUCUGCAGGCCGUCACGUACGCUGAACCUGUGUGUGUCAGAUUUCACUCUCCUCCCGGGAGACGGGAGGGCGGAGCUGUUUGAUGUGGUGGUGGUUGUCACCAGCAACGGACAGGUAGCCCGCAGUGCCUACCCUGUAGCCAGAGGCACUUGCAACCAAAGGUCAUCCUCUUACUUCCACAAGUGCUGCUACAACUAUACCUCAUCACUAUCCAUGAUUGCAUAGUGCACACCAUUUUUACUUUUUACUUGUGACACUGCACUCAUAUUGAUUACACUUUUGGUGAAAUGAAUUGGAUAGAGAGGGCUAGGGCUGUGGCAUGCUCUUCGCAAAAAAGUGUUGUGCGAAAAAGUGUCAAGUGUUGUGAAAAUUUUAGUAACUUGCAGCAAACAGAUUCACAU